CCUGAGCAGAGACACAAACGUCACUGUCUUUCAUUGCUUAUUAUUUGUCCUGCAGUAAAAACGAUUCUGCUGCACUGCCUUAGUUACACUUUUUUUAAUGGAGGUGUUUACUUUACAAGCAAACUUUUGGCCUGUUUUAAUUGUUGCUGUUGUUUUAUUUUUGAUCUGGAAGAGUCGCGGUAAAGAAGAAUACCGACGGCUGCCUCCUGGUCCCGCUCCUGCACCUGUGGUUGGGAAUUUUUUUCAGGUUCGUGUAAAGGAACCAUACAAGUAUUACCUUGAGCUCAGUAAAAAGCAUGGCUCUGUUUUCACCCUUUGGUUUGCCAACACACCCGUUGUGGUCAUCUCUGGAUACCAAGCCCUGAAAGACACCAUGAUUGGCAUGGGCAAUGAGUUUAGUGGCAGGGAAAACUACCCCCUCGCAAUGAAGAUCACUAAUGGAUAUGGUGUUUUAGUCAGCAGUGGGGAAAGAUGGAAGCAGCUUCGGCGGUUCUCUCUGUUAAACCUGAAGAACUUUGGGAUGGGUCGGCGGAGCAUCGAGGAUAAGGUGAAGGAGGAAGCCAGCUGUCUUGUGCAAACUUUUCGGACAUUUGGAGACUCUGCUUUCAGUCCAAAAGACAUGAUUGAUAAAGCAAUGUGCAAUGUGAUCUGCUCAAUCCUAUUUGGCCAGAGAUUUGAAUCCAAUGACCCACACUUAAAACUUAUAAUUGGAACUGUUGAUGACUACUUCAAAGUUCUAAGUAGUCCACUUGGACAGGCCUAUAAUAUAUUUCCCAAAAUUGUGAGCCUUUCUCUUGGACCGCUCCGUGACAUGUUUUCAAAAAUAGAAAAGGUCAGAGGUUUAAUUAAGCUUGAAGCAGAGGCACGGAUGAAGACAUUGGAUCUUUCUUCACCCCCUAAAGAUUUCAUUGAGGCUUUCCUUUUCCAAAUUGAAGCGGAGAAACAUAACCCAAGGACAGAAUUUCAUAUGAAUAAUUUAGUGGGCACAGUGUGGAGCUUGUGUAAUGCUGGCAUUGAGACUACCGCUUCUACAAUCAGUCAGAGUCUGCUGCUAAUGAUGAAGCACCCAGAUAUCCAAGCACGAGUCCAGAAGGAGAUUGAUAAGGUGGUGGGGAGAGACAGGUGCCCUUCCAUCGAUGACAGACAGAACAUGCCAUAUACAGAUGCAGUCAUUCAUGAAGUUCAGCGCACCUUGGAUAUUGCUCCUAUUGCUGUUCCACAUAAAAUCUUCCAUGACACUGAGUUUAAGAACUAUCUCAUACCCAAGGGAACCAUUGUUCUUCCUUUGCUGUGUUCUGUGCUUUCUGACCCUAAGCUAUGGAAGAACCCUGACAAUUUUGACCCAGAGAACUUCCUAGAUGAAGAGGGACAAUUCAAAAGAAAUGAUGCUUUCGUUGUGUUUGGAAUGGGGAAGCGGGCCUGUUUGGGUGAAUCUCUGGCCCGAGUGGAACUCUUCAUUAUGUUCACCUCCCUCCUCCAGCACUUCACCUUCAGGGCCACUCAGCCACCAGAAGAGAUUGAUACAAGCCCUAUCAUUUGCAGCUUUGGCCGUUUACCUCGUUUUUAUGAGUGCUAUGCUGUGCACAGGAAAUAAACAACUGCUUUUCCUGGAUGCUAUAUUGAUUAUCCAUUUUGUCUAUUAUACAGCUGCAAUAAUAUAAAAAUAUUAAGAAAAAAAUUAAGAGAUCUUGGCAGCAUAGUGGUGCAGUGGUUAGCAAUGUUGCCUCUGGGUUUGAACCUACCAGUUGACUGGGGCCUUUCUGUGUGGAAUUUGCAUGUUCUCCUCAUGUCUGUGUGGGGUUCCUCCAGGUACUCUGGUUUCCUUCCACAGUCCAAAGACGGGCAGAUUAGGUCAACCCAGGUCAGUUCUAAUUGUAUCUAUUUUUUGAAAGUGUGCAACAAGAGCAAAAUUCAGAGUAGAGUUAAACAUGCAUACAGACAAGUUAAUACUGAAAUUAUACACAUCGGUAUUCAGAACUCUGACAUAUGUAUGAAAUUAAAUGCAACACCUGACUGCUGUUCAAGUGCUGUUUUAUAUGUUGCUGAACAAUAAGGUUGGAAAACACGUAAAACUGAGCCAAAUUUGUGGUGAUUAAUGUGAUAUUUACAACUAUUCAUGUAGCAAUAUACUAGAUUCCUAUUAGAUUUAUAUAUUUGAAUGCUUUCCAUCUUCUCAUUCAUAUAUCCUUGUAUUAGUCUUUUUCAAUUUUGUUUUUUAAUUUUUUAAUUUUCACAUUUCCCUACAAACAAAUAGUCUUAAUUAGUCAAUGGUUCACCUAGAAAAAUCAACUUAACCAGUUUGCAUUGGGCAGUAUGGUGGUGUAGUGGUUAGCACUGUUGCCUCACAGCAAGAAGGUUCUGGGUUUGAGCCCAGUGGCCGGCGGGGGCCUUUCUGUGUGGAGUUUGCAUGUUCUCCCUGUGUCAGUGUGGGUUUCCUCUGGGUGCUCUGUUUUUCCCCACAGUUCAAAGACGUACAGUUAGCUGAAGUGCCCUUGAGCAAAGUACUUAACCCCUGACUGGGCGCUCUAGUAUGGCUGCCCACUGCUCUGGGUGUGUGUGUUCACUGCUUCAGAUGGGUUAAAUGCAGAGGAUGAAUUUCACUGUGCUUGAAGUGUGCAUGCGACAAAGGUUUCUUCUUCCUAACUCUGAUUACAAGUAACUUUCCUCUUAUAAACAUUGAUGUAACUUUUGAAUGUUGAAUGCCAAUUCUUUGACUUAAUUUAAGCCACAUAUUGAAUUACAUUAGAGCAGUAUGGAAUUCACUAUUGCUGUGCUGCCUCCCUACAGUAAUCUCCAGUAAUAAACUGAAACUGUAAACUUUACAUCAGCUAUAAUAUUUCUCAUCUCAUCUCGUUAUCUCUAGCCGCUUUAUCCUGUUUUACAGGGUCGCAGGCAAGCUGGAGCCUAUCCCAGCUGACUACGGGCGAAAGGCGGGGUACACCCUGGACAAGUCGCCAGGUCAUCACAGGGCUGACACAUAAACACAGACAACCAUUCACACUCACAUUCACACCUACGGUCAAUUUAGAGUCACCAGUUAACCUAACCUGCAUGUCUUUGGACUGUGGGGGAAAC
Neoarius graeffei (lesser salmon catfish) is the source of this 3075-nucleotide messenger RNA. Its product is annotated as cytochrome P450 2M1-like. Gene Ontology annotation, cellular component: cytoplasm; intracellular membrane-bounded organelle. Gene Ontology annotation, molecular function: oxidoreductase activity, acting on paired donors, with incorporation or reduction of molecular oxygen, reduced flavin or flavoprotein as one donor, and incorporation of one atom of oxygen; iron ion binding; heme binding. The transcript is spliced from 9 exons. NCBI's taxonomy places the organism in Eukaryota, Metazoa, Chordata, Actinopteri, Siluriformes, Ariidae. Gene Ontology annotation, biological process: xenobiotic metabolic process. Bases 98 to 1594 code for a protein of 498 amino acids. The record is from RefSeq and is a predicted model, not a curated record.